GGCCCCAGCUGGGUCUGGGCUGUCAGAUGAGGCUGGGCCUCUGCCUGCAGUGGUCACUGCUCCUCAGUCUUACCCAACAACCAUGAGCGGCCGAGUUGGAGACCUGAGCCCCAAGCAGGCAGAGACCUUGGCCAAGUUCCGGGAAAAUGUCCAGGAUGUGCUGCCUGCCUUGCCCAACCCUGAUGAUUAUUUCCUUCUUCGUUGGCUCCGAGCUAGAAGUUUCAACCUGCAGAAAUCAGAGGCCAUGCUCCGCAAGUACAUGGAGUUCCGGAAGACUAUGGACAUUGACCACAUCCUUGAUUGGCAGCCCCCAGAGGUGAUUCAGAAGUAUAUGCCUGGGGGUCUGUGUGGCUAUGACCGUGACGGCUGUCCCGUGUGGUAUGACAUCGUUGGGCCACUGGACCCCAAAGGACUGCUCUUCUCAGUCACCAAGCAGGACCUGUUGAAGACCAAGAUGAGGGACUGCGAGCGCAUUCUGCAUGAGUGUGACCUACAGACAGAACGGCUGGGUAGGAAGAUUGAAACCAUUGUGAUGAUAUUUGACUGCGAGGGCCUGGGACUGAAGCACUUCUGGAAACCUGUGGUGGAAGUGUACCAGGAGUUCUUUGGCCUCCUUGAAGAGAAUUACCCAGAGACCCUGAAGUUCAUGCUCAUCGUGAAAGCCACCAAACUGUUCCCUGUGGGCUACAACCUCAUGAAGCCAUUCCUGAGUGAGGACACACGCAGGAAAAUUGUAGUGUUGGGAAGUAACUGGAAGGAAGGUUUGCUGAAACUCAUCAGUCCUGAGGAACUGCCUGCCCAUUUUGGGGGGACCCUGACUGACCCAGAUGGGAACCCCAAGUGUAUAACCAAGAUAAACUACGGCGGGGAUGUCCCCAAGUCCAUGUAUGUGCGGGACCAGGUGAAGACCCAAUAUGAACACUCAGUGCAGAUCAGCCGUGGCUCCUCUCACCAGGUGGAAUAUGAGAUCCUGUUUCCAGGUUGUGUCCUCAGGUGGCAGUUCUCAUCUGAUGGUGCAGACAUCGGCUUUGGAAUUUUCCUUAAGACCAAGAUGGGGGAGCGACAGAAAGCUGGGGAGAUGACUGAGGUGCUAAGCAGCCAGCGCUAUAAUGCCCACAUGGUACCUGAGGAUGGGAGUCUCACCUGCUCUGAGGCUGGUGUCUAUGUCUUGCGCUUUGACAACACCUAUAGCUUUGUCCAUGCCAAGAAGGUCAGCUUCACAGUGGAGGUGCUGCUUCCAGAUGAGGGCAUGCAGAAAUACGACGAGGAACUCACUCCUAUCUAGAUGGCUUCACCACUUCUCAGAGACCCCCGACCCCCUGUUUUCUCUCUGUCCUACUCUUCAUCCCUGAAAUUGAUCAUUAGUCCUACUGACUCUGUGACACCAGUGAAUGGAGAAAGAGCUAUCCUGGGGAAGAUUUAUCUGCUAUGAUACAAUCAGGAAAGGCAUGAGCUGUGUAGCUUUGGAGGUUAGCAAGGCUGCAUAAGAGGGAGAAGUAAGAGUAAAAACAGCAGGCGGGUGUCACUGAGACCCAAGAAUAGGGAAAUGAAUCUCCCUGCCUUUGACUUCAUGUACCCUAAGACAUUUGUGCUUGAACUCCUUCCGUGCAAGCUGCGAGUAACUUUGGCUGGAGAAUCAUCUAAAUCAAUUUUUUUCAACUCCCUACGUAGUAGAUGCUUAGUGUAUACUUGUAGAGUUGAAGGGAGAACCAGAGGCAGGGAGCAGAUAGGUGACUCAUAGCAGUCACAGUGAAGAGACAGACUAUAUGGGCAGAUUUCAGCACC
Nannospalax galili (Upper Galilee mountains blind mole rat) is the source of this 1785-nucleotide messenger RNA. RefSeq names its product SEC14-like protein 3. Gene Ontology annotation, cellular component: nuclear speck; cytoplasm. NCBI's taxonomy places the organism in Eukaryota, Metazoa, Chordata, Mammalia, Rodentia, Spalacidae. The record is from RefSeq and is a predicted model, not a curated record. Bases 83 to 1285 code for a protein of 400 amino acids. The transcript has 12 exons.